UUUAUAUUGGUUCUGCUUGUACAGCAUUUUGUUUCAACUGAGGUUGUUUUUAAAUCUGCUUAUGAAAUAAACUUUGACUUGACUUGACUUGACUUGACUUGACAGUGACUAACCCUCCCUUUUACUGUUAAACACAACGCCUCUAUUGAGAAACACCACUUAGGCCACAUGCUUGCUUCACUUGUUACUAAGACUGAACAACAACAACCUAAGGUCUCCCAAAUGUUAUACAAUAAAUCUGAUGAAAUGACUUAGACUUAGAUUUAGAUUUAGACUUCAACUUGGACAGACUUUACUGAUCCACAAACUGCUCAGUUGCACAUAAAAAAAAAAUAAAAAAACUCUUGGUAACUGCUAAUAAAAAUAAAACUAGGUGAAAAAAUAAUUUAUGAAACAGGUGAAAAGAUAAAAAUAAUUAAGAAAAAUGAAACAAUCACUGACACAUAAGAGGAAGCAGCUGAUUUGAUGCCUCUCACCUGUUGCCAUGCCAUCCAGUUAGAUACUGUAAACAUUUUUCUAAGGACAUUUUAUUCACACUUCCCGGUGAAUCUGUAAUCUUGUCCAGGCUGUGAAACAAGCUGACAGAUACACAUGUCCUGGUUGUCUUUGUCCUCUGCCUUCCUAUCCAAUGGCAGGUACACAGAGAGGACUGUGAAGGCAUGCUGUCAUGUCAAAGCAGGAAAAAUUCAGGUGUUAAAAUAUGAAUAACAGAAAAAUGAUCGUGACUGACUUAACUAAAAGAAAAAGCCUAGUGUCAUUGUUGUACACCUGAACAGAGCAGAACCAUAGAUAGAUAGAUAGAUAGAUAGAUAGAUAGAUAGAUAGAUAGAUAGAUAGAUAGAUAGAUAGAUAGAUAGAUAGAUAGAUAGAUAGAUAGAUAGAUAGAUAGAUAGAUAGAUAGAUAGAUAUAGUUUUCUUUGAAUCUAGACACAAACGUGCUGCCUGUUUCAGAUCCUCUCCAGACGCUGUAGUUCUCCACCUGUCCACCAGAUGUCCUCAGAGACUCGCUCGCUCCUGUCACUACCCUGUUCCUUGCAGUAGAAUUACUCUUUUCCUCUGCUCAUGUAGUUUUGUUGUUGCGUGUCUCUGUCUUGCUUUUUGUUCCUUUAGUUUUGUUUUCUUACCUAUCUACACAUGUUCUCACAACACCACGUGUUUCCCAUUGCUGCAGUGAUUUAGGGACGAUAUCGGGUUAAUUAUUGCGCGCAAAAAACAAACAAACAAACAAACAAAAAAAAAAAAAUGUCGGUCCUAAUGAGACAGAAGUUGAUCUUGUUUUGGCAGGGGCUUUUUCGGGGCUGAGAUCAGACUCAAUCAGACUCAUAAUCCACUUUUAUUUAGUUAAGUCAUUCCAUUUUUCCUCUCAUAGACUAAACUCAAAGCUUUCAUCAUCGCUUCCAUGUCGCCCUGGCGCGCAGAGAGACGCUGGAAGUGGACUCUAAUCAGGCUUUAUCCUGAUUCCCUCUCACAAACUGAGACUGGCUGCAGUCACUGGCCGGACGUGCAGCCUAUCAACCUUUACCAGCAAACAACACCUCGAAGACUCCUUGGAUUGUAACACAUUAUUAUAUAUUAAUUUCAGUUUGCUUUUAAAAAGAUAAGUUAAGGUGCACAGGAGGUUUUUAUUUCAUCAAGCGACGGCAACUGAUUCAGAGACCGAUGAAAACUGUAAGCUGAGUGGCUGCCCAGGGGGGGUUCAGUGACGGCCGGAGGUGUGGGGGGUGGCCGGGGUCAGCGAUGGGUCGGAAGCUGGAUCUGUCGGGGCUGUCGGACAGCGAGGCGGAGCAUGUGCUGCAGGUGGUGCAGAGGGACAUGAGGCUACGCAAGAAGGAGGAGGAGCGUCUCAGUGAACUGAAGCAGGAGCUGGACGAGGAGGGCAGUCGCUGCCUCCUGCUGUCACGGCAGAGUUGCUUCAAUGAGCGCUGCUGCAUCCGCUGCUGCUCGCCCUUCAUCUUCCUACUCAACCAAAAGCGCCAGUGCCAGGACUGCCGCUACAACGUCUGCAAGGCCUGCCGGGUCUACAACAAGCGGGAAAAAGCCUGGCUCUGCUCCGCCUGCCAGAAGAGCAGGUUGUGGAAGACACAGUCACUGGAGUGGUUCUACAUGAAUGUGAAGAAACGCUUCAAGAGGUUUGGCAGUGCCAAAGUGCUGAAGACUCUCUACAGGAAGCAUCUGGCUGAACACAGUGCACUUUCAGAGUUGACCGAGGGCAGCGCCUGCGACGAGAGCAUCUGCAAUGAAGGCAGCGUCUGUGGCAGCGACUCGACUUUCUACAGACAAACUGAAGAGCACAGCAUGGCAGAGACGCUCGCUGUGGCCAUGCGGGUGGCAGAGGAGGCCAUAGACGAGGCCAUUUCCAAGGCUGAGUUUGACACUGCCAGUCAGGAGAAGCAGAAUGAGGCGCUCUAUCUGCGGGAGCACAGAGCGGAGCUCAUUCAGGAGCUGGCCAAAACUAUCGUGCAGAAAAUCAUUAACAGGAGGAAAACUUUGGCUGAGAUUAGGGUAGAAUAUGACCAAGACUGGGCCCGUGAACGCAACGCUGACCUUCAGCACCAUCAUCGCACUGCCUGCGAUCAACCCUCCAGCUCCCUGAAACACCAAUCAAACCUCUGGAGGUCCCACUCGGCCUUCUCACUGCUGGACAACGACUCUCCCGGUCUGAUACAAGAGUCUUCACGCGCCUUGAAGAAGGAAUCCGUGGGGUCGCCUUUGUCGGCUUGGAAGAGUGUAGACCGUCUGGACAACGCAGGUGUGUCCUCAGUGCUGAAGAGCCCAGACGGGAACUGGAUUGCCCUGCAGAGCUCCCAGCUGUCUCGUCCCAGUCUGCUCACCAGAAGGAAGAGCCUGGUCUACAGUGCCUUGGAGAGGGAGUCGGGAGUUGUGUCCGCCUACGAGGGUCUGGGCUCGGACAACGAAAGCAAACAAGAGGGCGACAGCUCGUGGGGCGCUGUCCUCCAUCAGAUCCACAGGAAGAUGACUGACUCUAACUUCAACCUGCACGACAGCACCGACAGCAUCCCGCAGCUGACAAGGGGCCGCCGAGGCAGCAGAGACGAUCUGGUUCUAGAUUUCGGGGUGAACUGGAAGCCUAAUAAACCUCUAUUAAAGCGGAGGGUACCUGCGGAGAUCAGGAAGCCUUCGUCAUCCCUAAGGCCCAGCAUCAUGGAUGUGAACUUUAACCUGGAAGGAGCAGGAGCGGAGGUGGAGGAGAUUAAAGCAGCUGUUGCGCCAGAGGUGGACAAAAUCAGAAGAUCACGGAAAAAGAAAAGGAGUAAAAAAGAGCCAUCAGCUUCUUCUUCUGUCUCGGAUUUACAGGAAACAGAAAAGCACACUCCUUGUGAAGCUGUGACCCCUGACACUCUGACCUCCGGAGGCACGACCCCUGAGCCCUUAAACCCUGAGGGAGACGUCUCUGGACACGGAGCGUAUCAGGUGGACGGGGAGCUCGCGUUCAAACUGCAGCAGCUGGCAGGACAUCUUUCUGAGGCCUCCACUGGAGGAGAAGAUCUGGAUGACGAGAGGGACGCCGGUUAUGAUGGACAGGGGGAGGGAAGGAGCCGAGGGACAAAGGAGGGAUGUGAAGAAGACGAGAGGCAGUGGAAGAUGGAGAUCGAUUUGGAUGGAGGAAGAACAGAGGAUGAGGAGGAGAAAGAAAUAUACGAUGAAGAGAUGAAAAACAGAUUACACAGGCUCGUUGCCCAGUCCAGGCUCACGUACUUCUCCUCUACUGAUGAUGAACUCGACAGAGGGGGCCAGAGUGACGGAGACUGGGACAGAGACAGAGACGAAGACGCAGAGGUGGAAGAUAAGGAGCUGGAGGAGGAGGAGAAGAAGAGGGAAGGACUCACCUUUAAACUCUGUCGGCUGGAAAACCAAGUGAGGGCUUCGCAGUUCUCAUCCACGGAGGACGAGCUGGACAGGGUCGGCGUGGACGAGAAGGACGGAGAGGAAGAGGAGGAGCUGGCGGUGAAGGUGUGCAGAUUGGCCAGUCAAGUCAACGCCAACCAGUUCUCGUCUACAGAAGAUGAGAUAGACAGAGCAGGAACAGGGGAAGAGGGAGAGGAGACGAUAGAGGAAGAGACGCCGUGGAAACGUCAGGCAAAGAAGGCGGCUCAGCUACGUGAUCUGGCCAGUUUAGUCAGCGCCUCUCAGUUUUCCUCCACCGAAGAUGAGCUGGACAGAUUUGGAGAGGUUGGAGGUGGUGUGUAUGAGGGAGAAAUCGAGCGCAGCACCGAGGUGGAAGAGUUGUGGGAGGGCGCAGCGAGGAGGAGGGAAUCCAUUGGGGAUGUAGACGAGGAAAUGUUCGAUUUGAGGGGUGACAUCGUGGAAAGAAAGAAUGUCUUGGACAGGCAGGCGGGGGACAGAGUAACAGAGGCUGACGUAACGACAAGAGGUCACGCACGUGAGGAAAAAGUAGAAAUGUUGAAAGGAGACGAAAAACAGCCAGAGGACGGGCAAGAGAUGAAAACAGAGGAGAUAAUAACCGCACACGAGGCAAAGUGGACAGAGGAGAGGGGAGGGGCAGGAGCAGACAGCGACGUAGAAGAUGCAGAGUUUGACAAAAUAAUCAGCAGCAUGUUGUUUAUGACCCUGGAGGACAUGCAGGUAGAAGCAGUGAACAAUAAGAAUGGCAAAACAAAAGAGAAUGACGGGACGGACGGAGAAAGUAGACUGAGCACAGAGGAGGCCAGAAAGGGUUCAAUACAGACUCAGAGUCAAUGUGACGAGAGGCCAGAGUCAGCGGGAGGAAAACCAUCAGGAGGAUACGUAAGAGGGAAAACUCAGGAGGAAAGACAAAAAGGUUUAGUAGAAGAGAGACCGACAGACGAGAGGAGCAAAGAGGCCAAAGUGUGUGAUGAAAAGCAGGAUGGAAGAGGUGGAACGGCAGCAGAGCGUCAAGCAGUGGAGACUGAGGGAGACACCACAGACUGUGAAAGAACCGAGGAAGCCGAAGAAGAAAAUGCAGACGACGUGGAGCCGAGCAGCGCGUCUUCUCUUCGGGAGGGUUUACUGUCACCAGAGGAGAUUCAACACGGUAGUGACAUGGAGCUUGUAGAGUUUGUAUCAACUCUGCUGGAGCAGAGGUACUCUGCCAUCUCGCUGCGCAGCAUCACCACUGAGGUGCUGAAGGUGCUCAACGCCACUGAGGAGCUUCUGCAGGGCAUGGAGGGAGGAGACGACAUCCGACUUCCCCCAAUGUUGCCCCCCAACACUGACCCCAUGAAACUGGACCAGCAGUUCUCCAGACUGGAGGAAAACGUGUACGUGGCGGCUGGCUCGGUCUAUGGCCUGGAGGAGGAGCUGAAUGACCUGGAGGAGUGUGCCAGAGUGAUCUGCAGCUCCACAUCCGACCUGGAGCUGUCCUUCCUGGAGGAGCAGGUGGCGGCAGCUGCUGCCAAGGUUCAGCAGUCUGAGCUACAGAUCAGUGACAUCUCAGCGAGGAUCGCUGCUCUGAAGAACGCAGGCCUCAACGUGGACUCACAGUCACGCUUCACUAAGAGCAGGAUGCCAGUCAUGCCCGCCACCCUGGAGUCCUCCAGACAGACGAGAAGGCGAUUACCUGCACCCCCAGUGAAAGAAGACAAGGAAACCUAAAUGACAAAGCAGUACCCUCAACACAUCCGUGCCUUUACUCCGUCAGUCUGCAGCCUACAGGCCAGCGUCACAUGAUUCAUUCAAUCGCCAGUUGCCUUAAACAUGCCUCAGAUAUUUGGGCCGCUUGUACUGUAUGUGUGUGUGUGUGUUUUUGUCUUUUUCGUCGUAUGUCGCAGGAAACGGUUGAUUCUUGUGUCGUCCAGUCCAAAUGAAAAUAUAAGAAUAAGAAAAUCAGUUCCAGUGAUGUCAAACUUGUAAAAAAUUAUGACGCAGCAAGUGUGCAAAAAUGAUUUUUAAUUAAAAUACUUUUCAUCAGCUUAAUUUUGACACUACUGUCCAUUUAAGUAGUUGAAGAAAACUUUAUAAAUGAUGUCCAGUGACUGAAGUGAUCAAAGAUACAGUUACUGAAUAAAACCUGAAUUUUACAGUUUGUACCACAUAUCAGAUAUACAACUUACACGUACAUGGGAGCAAUUAUAGCAUGUUAGAAAAAAAAAAUGUGAUACUGCAUCAUGUAUAAAAUUCUGCGUAUAGAUUAUGUGUGACUGCAGUUAUCCAUGGUUGUGUAUGUUGUAGUGUACAUAUUUGUACAGCGACGCAAUCAGUAAAUGUUUUCUGCCUUUUAAGUAUACAAAAUAAAGAAAAAUCUGUGUGAAAAUGCUCUGUUAUAUUCUGGCUGAAAACACUGCGCGCCCUGUUUGCCUUUCAGUUGAAGGUGGGUGUAAUGGUGAGGAAUUUAGUCUGUGUUUUUGAGAUGAGGAAAUGACACCCAAAUAUGACAUUCCUCUCUGUGAAGAAGGUGUGGGAAGGACAGCUCUGGGAAAUAAACGCCGUCUAUGAGUGAGAUGGUUUCAAAACGCUGGGCAGCGACACCUCUCGCUCUCUGUGAUGCUGCAGUUGAAAUGAUUAACCUGAGCUUUUCCCCUUGUAUGAGUUCUCUGCAAGCUAAUGCAAACAGGAAGCCAAACUCGUCCGUAAAAUAAUACGUUGCUACAAUUUCCUCAUAGAGGUUUGAUGUUUGUGUGUCUCUGAAUCCUUAGAGUGAACUAUUUAAACAAAAAACAUAGCAUUCGAGGAAGGAAUGCAAACUCACAGA
This is a messenger RNA of Mugil cephalus (flathead mullet), 6691 nucleotides long. RefSeq names its product rab effector MyRIP-like. Gene Ontology annotation, cellular component: cortical actin cytoskeleton. Gene Ontology annotation, molecular function: myosin binding; actin binding; small GTPase binding. The record is from RefSeq and is a predicted model, not a curated record. NCBI's taxonomy places the organism in Eukaryota, Metazoa, Chordata, Actinopteri, Mugiliformes, Mugilidae. Gene Ontology annotation, biological process: intracellular protein transport.